Trichoplax adhaerens is the source of this 858-nucleotide messenger RNA. RefSeq lists its product as uncharacterized. Gene Ontology annotation, molecular function: phospholipid scramblase activity. Gene Ontology annotation, biological process: plasma membrane phospholipid scrambling. Lineage: Eukaryota; Metazoa; Placozoa; Uniplacotomia; Trichoplacea; Trichoplacidae. The record is from RefSeq and is a predicted model, not a curated record. Gene Ontology annotation, cellular component: plasma membrane. Bases 1 to 858 code for a protein of 285 amino acids. The transcript is spliced from 7 exons.
AUGGAUGAAAAACUUCUUGAUUCUAGCGAGGAAACCCAAGUAACGAUUAAAUCAUCUAGACCUAAUCAACAAUCCAUCAAUUCCAACGAGCUCAUUAUCAUUGAGCAACCAUCUGAACAGCAAAAUUAUGGCACUUCGGAAGAAUUACAAAACAUCCAAUGGAUGCAGCCACCACAAGUUUGCCAACCUGAUGCUCCACCUGGUCUUGAAUACUUAACACAAAUUGAUCAACUCUUAAUUCAUCAAGUGAUUGAGAUAUUCGAAGCCGUUACGGGGUUUCAAACACGAAAGCGAUUUUUUGUAAAGAAUAGUAUGGGCCAGCAAGUCUUGUUUGCCUCUGAACGUAAUGACUGCUUAACCAUGCAAUGCUGUGGAUCCAUUCGGCCAUUCGAAAUAAACUUAACCGACAAUAUGAAACGAGAUAUUAUCCAUUUAUCGCGCCCCAUGCGAUUAGGAUGCCGUUGCUUUCCAUGUUGUCUACAAGAAUUAGAAGUUCAAGCACCUCCCGGUGAAACUAUAGGUUACGUCCGGCAAAUACAAACCUUUGUUAAGCGAGAAUUCAACAUCUUAAAUACUUUCAGAGAUCCAGUAUUAAAAAUUAGAGGACCUUGCUGGUUGUGCUCAUGCCUUACCGACAUCGAUUUCGAUAUAUUAACGAGUGAUGGAGAGACUGUUAUAGGGAAAAUAACAAAGCAAUGGCCUGGAUUAUGGCGAGAAACGUUUACUCUUGCAGACAAUUUUGGGAUAAGAUUUCCAGUAGAUUUAGAUGUUAAAAUUAAAGCAACGCUACUUGGAGCUGUUUUCCUCAUGGAUUUCAUGUAUUUUGAAGGAAACAAUCGACGUAGAAGACGCUAUUAA